This is a messenger RNA of Stegastes partitus (bicolor damselfish), 6057 nucleotides long. It is a transcript of the gene fbxl4, whose product is annotated as F-box and leucine-rich repeat protein 4. Bases 189 to 2030 code for a protein of 613 amino acids. The record is from RefSeq and is a predicted model, not a curated record. Gene Ontology annotation, molecular function: protein binding. The transcript has 9 exons. Gene Ontology annotation, cellular component: SCF ubiquitin ligase complex. Gene Ontology annotation, biological process: SCF-dependent proteasomal ubiquitin-dependent protein catabolic process. NCBI's taxonomy places the organism in Eukaryota, Metazoa, Chordata, Actinopteri, Pomacentridae.
AACCUACAUGUAAUAUUUUUUUUCUUUUUGGUCGCAGUUUUUCAAAAAGGUCUUGCAUGCAGCCGGGCUUUUAGCCUGCACUUUGUACAUCCCCAGCCCUUGAGACAAUGCACUACCAGUAGGUGGAGGCUCUUCCUCCCUCUAGCCUCCGUUUCUCCCCACUGCCCCCAUCAGUUCCAGAGUUCCCUAUGUUAACCCUCUUGAGCAUGUUUUACUAUAUCUGUCUGCGGCGGCGCUCCAGGAGUGGGACUCGAGGCGAGGCUCUGACCAGUCGGCGGGCUGUGGAAUCUGGCCAACGAGCGGUCUUGCCAGUCAGUGUGGAGGUGGAGCAGUAUGCCAAGGAGGUUCUGGACUUCAGCUCCCACUAUGGCAGUGAGAAUAGCAUGUCCUACACUAUGUGGAACCUGGCUGGGGUACCCAACGUCUACCCCAGUUCAGGGGACUUCACCCAGACAGCUGUAUUCAGAGCUUAUGGAACAUGGUGGGAACAGUGUGCCAGUGCUCCGCCACCUUUUCGCCGCACCCCUAAAGGCUUCUACAGCCAGGAUUACAUUGAGCUGGGCUUUGAAGAGCCUGUCUACCCUACAGCAGUGGAGGUGUUUGAGACCUAUUACCCUGGAGCCAUUGUUCAGAUCCUGGCCUGCUCUCACAACCCUUUCUCCCAGAACCCACCCUCUGAUGUCAGGUGGGAGGUGCUGUGGUCAGGUGAGCCCACUAAGGUGCUGACACCCCAGGCGCGCCAGUUUUCGCCCAAAAUCAAGCAUAUCAACUUCCCCACCAACCUGCUUCGUUUGGAGGUCAACAGCUCUCUGCUGGACUACUACACCGAGCUGGAUGCUGUGAUCUUGCGGGGUGUAAAAGAGAGGCCCAUGCUGGCUCUCUAUAAGAUGCCCAUCAUUGACAUUAGUGACCUGAGUGACAGCGAGGAGGAGCUGUCUGACGUGGGAGGUCCUUACAGGCAAGGAGGAGACGGCAAGCACCAGAGGACAGGCAAUGGCUACUUUGACAAACUGCCAUAUGAGCUCAUCCAGCUGAUACUGAGCCACCUGACCCUGCCAGACCUCUGCCGUCUGGCCCAGAGCUGUAAGCUGCUGCACCAGCACUGCUGCGACCCGCUGCAGUACACCCAGCUGAGUCUGCAGCCCUACUGGGCCCGGCUGAGUGACGCCUCCCUGGGACACCUGCAGAGCCGCUGCACCCUCCUCCAGAGGCUCAACCUGUCCUGGACCGGCAACCGUGGAGCUCUCACCCUGACGGGCUUCAGCAGUUUCAUGAAGGCCUGUGGUCUCAGCUUGGUCUGCCUGGAAAUGUCGUGUUGCCACUUCCUGAAUGAAGCCUGUCUGGAGGUGAUCUCCCAGACUUGUCCUGGACUACAGGAGCUCAAUCUGUCCUCCUGCGAUCGCCUCCACCCGCAGGCCUUCACGCAUAUCUCCAAACUUACACGUCUCCGCAGGCUGGUGCUUUACCGCACCAAGAUAGAGCAAACAGCCAUCUUGAGCAUCCUGACUUUCUGCAUCGAGCUGAGACACAUCAACCUGGGGAGCUGUGUGAGGAUUGACGACUAUGAUGUUGUGGCCAGUAUGCUGGCUGCUCGCUGUCGCUCAUUGUGCUCUCUGGACUUGUGGCGCUGCAGAAACCUGACAGAUCGAGGCCUGGCUGAGCUCGUCUCAGGCUGCAGGAUGUUGGAGGAGCUGGAUCUGGGCUGGUGUCCCACACUGCAGAGCAGCACCGGAUGUUUCCAGCACCUCGCCCGCAGCCUGCCACGACUACGCAAGCUCUUCCUCACUGCUAACCGCACCGUCUGCGACUCAGACGUAGAGGAACUGGCCACCAGCUGCCCCUCACUGCAACAUCUUGACAUACUGGGUACACGGUUGGUGAGUGCUGCCUCUCUGAAAAAACUCCUCCAGUCAUGUCCUCGACUUCUCCUCCUGGAUGUGUCGUUCUGCUCGCAGAUAGACAUGCGGGUCGUCCAGGAGCUCUCUGUCCUCUUCCCCAAUGUGGCCAUCAAGAAAAGCUUCACUCAGUGACACAGCAUCAUCUCAUUUCUCACUGCCGAGAGUAGCAAGCGGAGGGAGGUGCUCGCCAGCCGAUACUGCCCCAAAUUGACUCAGAGGCAGGUCAGAUGCUGGAGGAGAUUGCAGACCUGCCUUUGCCUGUAUCCUGGACAAGAUCUUCUUACAGUGAACUGGGACGAGGUGAGGAGGUUCUUUGGAUUUACUGACUGAACACAAACAACCACAGACUCCCAGUCACAGGAUUUUAAGGCGUGAGACGUUUUUUUUUUUGUUAUGUCGUGGACACUUAAAAUCAGGGUCGUCGCAGUAAAGCUGUUACAUCUUCCCAGAAUAUGAAUCACCACUUACAGUACGUAUUGCCAAACAACACAUGGAAAAGAAAUAUGCCUUGGUACUAGUUGCAAGACACAAAGCAACAUUUAUGAGCAAUCCUCUCUUGAACAUCUGUUGGAGCUGCGAAAUGGGACACAAAAAGUACCUUUACUGGAAAUUUCAAAAAGUCACAUACUCAUGUUAGCUAAAGAUCAGGGCAUUGUCCGUGUCUUGUCAGAAUGUGGAACAUGUGUACUGAUGUAUUAGAUGAAGAUCAUUCUGAAGGCAUUCAGGUAGUUUGAUUUACUGAGAGGAAAUAAUACUUGAGGCUGCUGUCUUAUCAGGAGCUUUGAAAACAAAUGAGUGAAUGCAGCCUUAUUGCAUGCAGCGUACUCUGGACACUGUCAUUUCAGGCUUCAAUGCAAGUGUCACAGGUUCCUUUGUGUUGCUACAAACUGCUAAAUCAUACACAAGGCUCUCAUGCUGAAGUACCAUCAGCUGUCCUUGUACCGAGAUUCACUGACUGCAUAUUUUCAUUUACAAAAAAAUGUGUGAGGUCUUGUGAAAAAGCAAGCAAAAGCAUUUGUUCUAAUUUACACAUUUGCUAUAAAUGCAAAAAUAGAAAUAACACCCAAAGACAUCAACACAAAACAGACAGGCUGACUCAUCUGAAAUAAAAGCACAGAGGAGUAACACAGUUCUUCUCAGACCCUAAUCGUCUUAAAUCCAAAGAUACACAAUUUGAAUUGAUAUAAAACCUCUAUUUCUGCUCUAAUUGUUAUUAUCAACCACAUAUGUUUGGCAGAGUCUCACUACAUUUUAGACACUUCAGAUAGAUAGAAAAAUGUAAUUAGUUGUGGUGUUGAAUUAAAUCUAUGAUACAAGACCUGUGUUCAACUAAACGUGAGGCCUUUGUUGGAUUAAUGCAGAGAAAGUAAACUCAUUUGCCUGUUUUUGAUCAGUUUCUGUUUAAAUCUGCUCCUCAAAGGUCAAGUGACUGAUUCUAAUUCAAUACAGUUUUUUUUUGUUAAACUCAGUGGAUAUCUCCUCACGUUCUGCUAGAUGUUCGUUCUGUAUCUGGUGUAAUCUGGCGUUCAUACACAACCCUGGCUUUGUAAACGGGGAAACAAAGUGUCCCAGACUGAGGGACACAACACGACUGAGUGGGGAAAUAGAAUAUACUUCAGGGGCAGUGGUAGCAAAUAACUCUGGCACAUGCUAUCUAAAUAUGCUAACUAGCUAAAUAUCAAUAAUCUGUCUCCAGAAUUACAGACUACACCUUUAACUAAAACAGGGUGUUCCGUUACAUCAGUUCUUUGGUAUAUCGAACGCUUCACUGGCUAAAGCAAAAAUUCAUUUGUUUAGGUCAGCUAGGCCAGUGUUACAGCACUUGAUAACUGAACUGUGUUUGCUUCUGCCUCACAGGUCAUUCAUUUCAUUUGGUUACGAUUAUCUUGGUCAUUUGAAGGAAGUUAAGAGCGUUUGGCUUUUCGGAUAUGGAUGCUGGUUUUGUAUCCAAACUAAAUAAGGAAGUUUGAAAGUCACUGUUUGUGCAUUGCUUUCUUGAUGUGCUUUUCCUGCCACUGCUGUUAGACUACAGUCGAGCACUUGCACGCUAAAGUGAAGUUCCACUGUUGAGGAGUACUGUAAAUCAAGCUGGUCAAGGUGUGCUAAAAUGACACGUUGUAUUUACUAUAUGUGACCUCAGUAUUUGUCCUCAAACUCAGGGGUUAUGUAUAUCUUAUUACCAUUAUGGAUAUUGUUUUUUUUUGUUUUUUUUAAAUAUGUUUUACUCCGGAAACCAGCACAACGGACGUUUUUACGUAAAACACCACCAGACUGAAUCAGCUUUGAGGUUGCCUGCCUUUGGUGUUGCUCUUAAACAACAAACACACACGACACAAACGAUCAGUUAGCACUGAUGUAACUGAGACAAAAAAUAGAGGUUUCACUGGGUGUUGCAGUAAUUGUAUGAUUGUGAAAAAAUAUAGCUGUUGCUGAUUAUUUAAUUUUUGUAAUAUAUGAGGAGGUGGUUGUGGUGUGGCAGAAGUGCUUGAAAAGCAUUUCUUUUCUUUUCUUUUUUUGAAAAAAAAACACUUGGAAGUUUUCUUUGAAGCACAUGCUACUAGUCAAUAUUUGUGCCUUAUACUCCUGUUUGAAUGUGGUGUGACGUCCAAGUGCUAUAGAGUGUAGUGAAGUGCUUUGCUUUUUCAACCAAAGUAAUACACAAUAACCUGGUCAUCAGUCUCACAACUAUAUCUGACCAGUUUAUAUGCCAUAUACUGUAUAUCAGCCAUCUUAAUUAAUAUGCAAAAUUAUAUUUAUUUAUAUUUCCCUCUUUAAAAAAUGUUAUUUAUACUCACUACCCAUAGAAAUAGCAAUAUACAAUUACAAUGGGAAAUAUCUUGUUUUUGUUUUUUUGUUCCAUAUUUAGCCUAGCUUAGCACAAAGAAUGGAUGCCCGUCUUUAGCCCACUGUUAUUUAUGUGUUGUAUGUUAUUUAUUGGAGAGAUGCUGGAGUAAGAUGUAAAAAGAGGAUCCUUUAGUUUUAAAAGCGGCUUGCUUGUUAAAUGUUACUUACCAGUCGGACUCACCAUUUCCACUUCUACUUUCUGAAUCACAGUCCUAAAAAUCCCCUUCACUACAGGAAACAACAACACACUGAAAAUGUCAAGCUUAAUCAAAUUUUCCACCAAAACAGUCCCCCCCCCCCAUCAACACUGUGACAACGGGUCUGGCUAGUCAAGACUACCUACCUAACAUGAAGCAUCACAGCAGUUGUGUUCAUAGAGUGGGAUUACCAGGCAGGUUGUGUACUCGACUCUGUGAGCUGUGAAGCUGCUUGAAUAUUUAUUUUUGUGUUUAAUGGCACAGUGCAGGCAAGAAGUGACGGCGUCAAUAUUUUUUCUUUAUAUAUUGGAAUUUUUUUAUUUUUUUUUAAAUGGGAAUGACUUUAGGUUCUGCAAUUACAAAGUUGUUGUUGUUUUUUUUUUUUAAAUCCUGGCUUGCUGUGGUGUUAGAAGCUUAACUAAUCCUUUCUGUGUGCUAAGCUAGGCUAAACAUGCUCCAGACCAGUCCUCCUACUGGUUCCCCAGACUUCAAAUAGAUUUCAAUCUUCCUAUCUGCCAGUCUUUGGAAAAGCCCAAAAUGUUAAACUGUUCCUUUAAAACCUACCCACAGAAUGGGUGUGGUAGCACAUGAUGCAAAUGUUGCUUCAGUUGCAGCUCAGAACAAUCGUAUUAUAGCUGGUUGACUGGAAGCCAAGGAGUGCAAAUAUCACAUUUGCUUGGCCCACCCAAAUCCAGGCUGUAAUUUCAAGUACAUUUUAAUGUAUAAUAAUUACAUCACUAAUGACUAUAGCAACACAAUUACAACACUGACAAUGUAUACUGUGUACAGCAUUCAUGUGUUAAAGCAAACCUUUUAAAAAUGAACACCAGUCUUACAUUGUUUGACCAGUGUAGCAGGUUAGUUCAACACUUGUAUUUUGUCCCUGCCUUGAGUGACUGCGGUGUCCCUGCUUUUCUGUAAUGAAUACGCAUUCUGUCUUCUUCCACUCUGGAUGUGUGAUCAACUUUUGUGCCAUGCACUGGUAGGACACGUGGCAACGCUCCCUGUGCUGCAGUGCGAAAAGACGCCGUUGUGUGAAAAGAUUGUGCCUCUGUCAUGAUGAAACUGGGUGCUUCACUUUCACCAGGUUUUAAAUAAACUGAAGGCUGAUGACUGAU